Molecule: messenger RNA, 1456 nt
Organism: Glycine soja
Lineage: Eukaryota; Viridiplantae; Streptophyta; Magnoliopsida; Fabales; Fabaceae
Product: glutamine synthetase cytosolic isozyme 2-like
Exons: 12
Coding region: 110-1180 (356 amino acids)
Cellular component (GO): cytoplasm
Molecular function (GO): glutamine synthetase activity
Source: RefSeq, a predicted model, not a curated record
AAUCCCACGCAACAACAACCUUAUAUCGAAGCAGUGGAACAAAGCAAGGAAGAGAAAGAAAUUUGUUUCUCUCUAAAGAGUCUCCGCUGAACUUUUUGGUUUCUUGAAGAUGUCGUUACUCUCCGAUCUUAUCAACCUUAACCUCUCCGACAUCACCGAUAAGGUGAUCGCCGAGUACAUAUGGGUUGGUGGAUCUGGCAUGGAUAUGAGGAGCAAAGCAAGGACUCUCUCGGGACUGGUUAAUGACCCUUCCAAGCUUCCCAAGUGGAACUAUGAUGGUUCCAGCACUGGUCAAGCUCCUGGACAAGAUAGUGAAGUGAUCUUAUAUCCACAAGCAAUUUUUCGGGAUCCAUUCAGGAGGGGUAACAAUAUCCUGGUUAUGUGUGAUGCUUACACUCCUGCUGGGGAACCCAUUCCUACCAACAAGAGAAAUAAAGCUGCAAAGAUAUUCAGUAAUCCGGAUGUUGCUGCUGAAGAACCCUGGUAUGGUCUUGAGCAGGAAUAUACAUUAUUGCAGAAAGAUGUCCAAUGGCCUCUUGGAUGGCCUCUUGGUGGGUUUCCUGGGCCCCAGGGACCAUACUAUUGUGGAACUGGUGCUAACAAGGCUUUUGGGCGUGAUAUUGUUGACUCACAUUACAAAGCAUGUAUUUAUGCGGGAAUUAACAUAAGUGGAAUCAAUGGAGAAGUGAUGCCCGGUCAGUGGGAAUUCCAAGUUGGUCCAUCGGUUGGCAUCUCUGCUGCUGACGAGUUGUGGGUUGCUCGUUACAUUUUGGAGAGGAUCACCGAGAUUGCUGGAGUGGUGCUUUCCUUUGACCCUAAACCAAUUCAGGGUGAUUGGAAUGGUGCUGGUGCUCACACAAAUUACAGUACCAAGUUGAUGAGAAACGAUGGUGGCUAUGAAAUCAUCAAAAAAGCAAUUGCUAAGUUGGAAAAGAGGCACAAAGAGCACAUUGCUGCUUACGGAGAAGGCAAUGAACGUCGUUUGACCGGACGACACGAGACGGCUGACAUGAACACCUUUUUAUGGGGUGUUGCAAACCGUGGUGCUUCUAUUAGGGUAGGGAGAGACACUGAAAAGGCAGGGAAGGGAUACUUUGAAGAUAGGAGGCCUGCCUCUAACAUGGACCCUUAUGUGGUCACUUCCAUGAUUGCUGAGACAACUAUUCUUUGGAAACCAUAAGCAACGUCAAAACAAUCACAUGGUGCCUUCCGCAUAGCAUUGUUGUUUAGAUGGUCAAUUUGUUUUUCUAUGUUUUUGUGUGCAUUCUAGUUGUGACUACCUCGCCUGUUGUUAGGUAUUGUUUGUUGGUGGUACUCAUGAUUACCAAGCGAGGAAUUGUUGUUUCAUUUUCUUAAUGUACGUUUUAAGUGUUCCAAUAAUGUGUAAUGGCCCUCAAGUAUUGUUAUUUGCUGCGAAUUUAUAUUGUGAAGCAUCUCAUGAUUUCUCUUUGAGCAA